GUUCCAGGGACUUGGCGUUGGAUGCUUGGACUUGCAGCUACACCGGCUCUUAUUCAAUUGGUUCUCAUGAUAUUUCUCCCCGAGUCUCCUAGAUGGCUCUACCAUAAGAAUAGGAAGGAGGAAGCUACCACUGUGCUUUCCAAAAUUUACCCAUCACCUCGGUUGGAGGACGAAAUAGCAAUUCUUGAAGAUCACUUGGAGCAAGAAAGCAAGAACAAGGUCAAGGUUAAAUUUAGUGAUGUGUUCAAAUUGAAAGAAAUCAGAUUAGCAUUCAUCUGUGGAGCUGGACUUCAAGCAUUCCAACAAUUUGUUGGAAUUAGCGUUAUAAUGUACUAUAGUCCAAUAAUAAUCCAGAUGGCGGGCUUCAAGUCCAAUGAAUCAGCAUUGUUCUUGUCACUUGUUGUUUCAGCCUUAAAUGCCGCUGGCACAAUUUUGGGCAUUUACCUAAUUGACAUCGCUGGGAGGAAAAAGCUUGUUAUUGGAAGCUUGUCGGGUGUGGUUGGAGCCUUGAUCCUCCUCUCUGUGUCUUGUAUUAUUAUAGGAAAUGGGAACAAAAGACAAGUUUUUGGAUGGCUUGCUAUUGCAGGUUUGGGUGUGUAUAUUUUAUUCUUUGCACCUGGAAUGGGACCUGUUCCUUGGACUAUGAACUCAGAGAUAUACCCUGAAGAGUAUAGAGGGUUAUGUGCUGGCAUGUCAGCCACAGUAAAUUGGAUUAGCAGUGUGAUAAUGUCAACUAGCUUCCUUUCAAUGGCGGAAGGAAUUGGACUUGGCCAAAGUUUCUUGAUUCUUUUGGGAGUAGCUGUUCUUGCAAUAGUAUUCGUAAUCAUUUAUAUGCCAGAAACAAAAGGAUUAACUUUUGAAGAAGUAGCAGACAUUUGGAACCAAAGAGCCUACGGAAAGGAUAAAAAUAUAGAAAGCAUCGUUGAGAAAGCAAGUGCAUGA
This is a messenger RNA of Arachis ipaensis, 942 nucleotides long. NCBI's taxonomy places the organism in Eukaryota, Viridiplantae, Streptophyta, Magnoliopsida, Fabales, Fabaceae. The record is from RefSeq and is a predicted model, not a curated record.